UACUGGUCCAGCAGUGGAGCUGUAUAGUUGAGGGCCUCCAGGGCCAUGGACCUGAUCAUAACGCAGGAACUGGCCCGUGCCCGGAAUCAACAAGAUGCAACUGCCCUGCGAAGAGCUUAUGAACUGAUCAAGUCUGCAAACCUGGGAAAGUCGGAGCUUGACCCCACAGAGAGCUUCAGCCCGGACCUGUUUGUGCUGUGUGCAGAGCAGGCACUCAAGAUGAAAGAGCCUGAGAUAAGCGAAGACUGCAUCCAGAUGUACUUCAAAGUGAAGGCGCCAAUCACUCAGUUUUUGGGCCGAGCGCACCUGUGCAGGGCCCAGCUUUGUGCCCCACAGUCAGAGGAAAAUGUGGAAGAAUUUGAAAAUUGCGUGACACAGUACAUGAAGGCCAUAAACUUUGCAAAAGGAGAACCGAGGUAUUACUUCUUGGUGUUCAAUGCUUCUGUCCUCUACUGGAACAUGGUGCGGCCCUUCCUGAAGCCUGGAUACCACCACCUCGUGAUUCCCAGCCUCUCCCAAAUCAUCACUGUGUUAAAUCAGACAGAAGAGGAGGACAAGGAGUGGCGGGCAGAGCUGAUGCUAGAACUGCUUGAAUGUUACCUGCAAGCCGGAAGAAAGGAGGAUGCUACCAAGUUCUGCUUGACAGCAGCGCCAUUCGUCAGAACCCAGGUGCCCCACAAGUACCGGCAGAUGUUCUCAACCAUGGUUCGUUAUGAAGUAUUGGAUGAUCUUAUGUUGAGGGAAGACAAGCAGCAAUCCAUUAUACUCUCCAUCACUUACCACAUCAAUUCGCUGAAAGCGAAAUUGGAUAAAAAUAACUUGCCGGAAAACCUGGAGCAAAUCCUGAGGAAAAUGUAUAGAGAUUUAAGUCAGUACCAUGACCAACACGUCCCUACCAUCAGAGAAGAAAAAAUCCUUUUGCUUUUUGAAUUGGGCCGCCUGUGUCUGACUUUGAAAAAUGAGCCAAUAGCCAGUGACUGCCUCCAAUACCUGAAGAAAAUGGAAACCGAAGAUACUGGCAAGCUGCUAGAAAUGGAAGGUCUGGAGUGUGAAUUAGAUGCUUUAAGGCUGGGAAGCAAGCUCAAAAUGUACCUUCGAGGAGCCGUCGAGGAGCAGCUACUCAUCAUAAAGAGAAUGGACAACAUCCUGCAGCGAGCCAUUCGUCUGGGUAACCCCACGACCAUCCACGUGCUGUGUACUGCACAGUGGAAUAUCUGCCUGCCCCUGCUGCAGCACAACCUGAGGCACCACCUCCGGAAGCCGCUGACCAACAUCGCUGAGAUUCUGGAAAAGGUUGAUAGUCUCAUGAUCCUGUUGCGCUGCCAAGUGCACAUGGAGAUGGCCUAUAUUGAGCAGGAUGAUGACCGGGUGGAGCCUGCCAUUGAGCAUAUGCAGAAGGCCAUGCGACUGGACAGCCUAGGUAUCUACAGGGACAAGAUCAAGAUAACCUACCGCCGGCUGCAGUUGGGUACCAUGCUGUACCAGUCUCCUGAUCGUCCUGAAGACAAGGCCACUAUGGCCAUUGAACAGGCAAAGAAAGCCACCCCAAAAGACAGUGCCCGGAAGAAGCGUGCAAUCCUGGUGAACGCAGGCCUGGCUCUUGCCCCCGACACCUUCCAGAUUGUGCUGGACAGCGAGAAUGAGUCCAAAGUUUCCAUUGGGAAGAUCAAGGGCCGCUUCACCUACCUCUGUGCAAAAGCUCGACAUCACAUCCUCUCUGUGGACAAAGCUGCUGGACACCUGCGGCGUCUGGGAUAUGAGAAUGACAAAGACAGAAUUGUGAUUUGGGCGGAGCUGGCCAAGGUUGCCUGGCAGCAAGAUGUGUGGGAUGUCUGUCGCACGGCAUCCCGAUUUUGCCUCCUCUAUGACAACGUCAAAGCAAAGAGGUCCACAAAGCUAAAACGAGGGAGGAAGAAGAAAGUCAUUGAGGGCUCCAUGAGUGACUGGGCUCCCUCUGACAUGGCCAUGCAUAAGCAGAUGCCCCCUGACCUGCUGAGGAAGAUCGCAAAGGUGUUGUUCAUCAGCGCUGAGGCCACUGUCCACCUUCUGCGCUCAGAAGGUGUACAGCUGAACAACCAGGCCAUUCCUCCUGAGGACUUGAGCCAACACCCAGCCGGCUACGUGCCUGAACCACCAGAGAGCAAUUCAGAGUGGAUCACGUACAGAACCUGGAUAGAAAACUUGUCACAGUAUGCCAUGAACAACUGGAUGCGCGCUGCAGAAAUUGGGCAGGAGUUAGGAGAAUCCUGGAUUGUGCAGAACGCCGUGGUCUACGUUUUGAACCACAACCGGCAUCUCAUCUUGGCUGGGAGGCAGAAAGAGCUGGUGGAGUCCCUAUUCCACUUCCUGAGCAUCAUCAAGAUCGUUGGAUACACAGAGGACUCAGUCAUGCUGGUCAUGCUCUGUAAUGCCCUUGCUCGAGGCCUGAUCAUGAGCUGGAUUCCCACCCAGACACCUGAAAAGUCGAAGAAGAACGUGCGCCCUACCUUGGUUCAUGGUCCACUGGAGUCUUCGACUCUAUCAGAUAUCAGAGCAGCUGUGGAGGUCUGUGAAUUUGCACUGAACCUCACUAACGGGAACGUGCCGGAGGACAUCGUGCCCACCAAUGUCCGGCAGCACCUCAUUGCCACCUGGGUGAAGGCCAAGCAGCUACUGCAGCAGCAGAUUGGUCAGCGGCUAGGCACCGAUGAGCAGAGUACCAAUGAAGACAUCAGCUCCGUGACCAGGGUCCUAGUUGCCCUUGAGAUGUACUCGUGCAAUGGGCUGGGCCUCAUGGACUUCACUGUGCCCCCGCUAGUUCAGGUGGUGAAGAUGGCCUCCGAGUGCAACUGGUCUGACCAUCUGGUGGAGCUGCAGACCCUGACACGCCUCACCCAUUUCGCCUACAUGGCUCACGACCAUGAGGUCACCAUGGCGUGUUCUCAGAAUGCCACACAGAUGGGCCUCAAGCACCUGAGGUCGUUUGAACCGAGCAACGCCAAGCUCGCAGCAGAAAUGCUGUGUAUGGUGUCCUGCAUCCAGGGCCGUAGCAUCAUGGAAAACUUGAAAGGCAGGAAGCAGCUACGGCUAGCAGCAGCCAAGGCCUUUGUAGAAAGUGCCAGGUUUGGGGGCCUGGCAAACAGCAAUUCCCUGGUGAUGAUGGCCGCCCGGCACUACUGGAACACAUGGCUCCCACUUCUGUCCUCACCGGCCAACAGGAAGAAGGCCAAGGCAUCCCUCCAGAGAAUCAUCAGCAUCAUCAACAAGACAGAGAACAAGAAGCAGGAGACAGAUAAAACCCUGCCUCUGCACCAGUGGCCGUCAGCUGACUUCCAGACUGGAGGGACAGGCCCUGAAAUCCCGUUCCUCCCAGGGGCCGAGGACGACCUCACACUCCGCGCUGCACUCUACACUCUGCUCUUCAACAGCCACGCCGACCGGAAUGACUGGGAGAUGGGUCUUAAGGUGCUGGACGAGGCUGUGCAAGUGCUGCCGAGGACAGCCCACCGCCUCUUGAUUUUCAAACAUAUGGUCAUUGUGAAGGCCAAGCUUGGGCAGAACUUCACCAUGGAAAUUCAGAAGUUCAAGGAUGAGAAGGAAAGCUAUUUGGCAAGCAUGUGGUACCGCCUGGCCCAGAACUCGAAAACCGUCUGUGGAGAGUUGAGCUGCUAUCAAAAUGCUAUCCAGGCACUGCAGAAACCAGAGAACAACUGGCAGAAGGUGGACUACAUCAUGGAGUUCAGCGAGUGGAUGUAUUACAAGCAGUUCCCUCUGGAUGACGUGUUUGACCACCUGGAUUGGGCAAUCGAGAUUCUGCUCUCCAUGAAACCCAAUGAAGACGCCCUUGAGCCAGAACCCAAGAAGGAAGGGCAGGCCUCCCCUGCCCAGUCUCUCACAGAGAGUACAGUGCCUUCAAAUCAGACGGCCUCCUUGGACCAGUUUCGAAGUGUGAGACAGUUGGAGGCCCUGGCCCGUGUGCACAUCCUGCGGGCUUUGAUGGCAUCCCCAAGUGCCUCUUCCUAUGAAGAUGACUGCUUGAUGGCCUACAGCUUCUUCAAGCACAUCUUGCAGAUUUCCUUGACAGAAGGAGUAAAACUAAUUCCAGAAAAGAAUUUGCAAGCGGUUAGUUCACAAUUGCUAUUGACCAAAAAGGAGAAGGAAAAGGAGAAGGAGAAGGAGAAGGAGAGGGAGAAGAAGGAGAAGGAGAAGAAGGAGAAGAAGGAGAAGAAGGAGGAGAAGAAGGAGGAGAAGAAGGAGGAGAAGAAGGAGGAGAAGGAGGAGAAGGAGGAGAAGAAGGAGGAGAAGAAGGAGGAGAAGAAGGAGAAGGAGGAGGAGAAGGAGAAGAAGGAAAAGGAGAAGAAGGAAAAGGAGAAGGAGAAGAAGGAAAAGGAGAAGGAGAGGGAGAAGGAAAAGGUCAAGGACACGAAGCAGAUCUCAACCUCAGCUUCCAACAAGCCACCGGAUGAGAUCCCCACCAGCAUAGGAGAGUGGGCCUCCUACUCCUGCUCUGAAGAUCUGCUGCAUGUGUUCAAGCAAGACAAGAGUGACUGCACGAUUAACUCGUCAAGUUUCCAGAAGCCUACGUACAGUUUGUACUACAUAGACCAUUUGGCCAAAGCCCUGCAGAAGAUGUUCCUUCAUGAGCUCAGCAUCCCAAUCCUGCAGCUGGGUGUGCUCAUUGCAGAAGCCGUGGUGGAGAGCAAGAGCCUUGCGGACCUCUACCACUUGCGACUUCUACAGGUAUGCUCUGAUCUGAGGUUGCACUACGCAGCAACUCAUCAUGAAGAGGUGAUUGGACAGGCAUACUUCGGGGACAUGGAGCAGGCCAGCUGCAGAAAAGAGAUUGCAUUUAAGAAAGAGAAGAACAAGGAACCGGAGAUGGAAGAUUACCUGCCAACCCUGCAUGAGCAGCUGACUCUCUCCGACUCUGUAGAGGUGAAGGCACUGAUAGCGCAAGACAAGAUCUUGAAGAUAAAUGGAGAGACUGGAAAGGGCCUGGAGGGGACGUCCUACCCCCAGCUGUGGUUGCUCAAAGGGGAGGUCCUGCUGGAGCUGGAGCUGCACCAACCAGCCCGGCUGCUCCUGUCUGAGGCCCAAUGGGCUUUCCAGGAGCUAGGCGAUAUCUGUUCAGAAGCCCAGUCCCUGUUGCUUCUAGCAGAGUUGGCCAACAAGGAAAAGAACCAUGCGCAGGCUAUGCUCAUGGUUGAGAGGGCCCAGCAGCUGGGCGGGGCCGAGGAGUUCUGGUACAAGUCCACCCUGACUCUGGCUGAGGCCAUCUUAUCCUCCGAAGAUCGUAGAAAAGAAAUCUCAGUCUGCAGCCUGUUUCAGAAACUCAUAGAUACUUUCAGGGCCCUCCAGAACGAAAGGCCGAACCGAGUCUCCCUGCUGGAAUUCCUCAUCAUGGAGCUAGAGGCCAGGUGUGUGAAACUUCGAAUCCAAUUUGCCUGCAACCUGACUGACGAAGAAUUUAACGAGCACCCAUUUUUGCUGAGAGAACUAGAAGAUCACCUGUUGGAAGUUGAACAAAACUUAAUAUUUGGUGGCUACUACAAAAAUUAUGUUGACUUAAAACUAGAUCAUGCAAAGAUCAAGAGGUUAUGUGCUCAGAAGGAAAAAGACGAGGAACAAAAGACUGCCUACUAUCUGGAGAUGUACUCGUUGUCCCAGAAAGCUGUAUCUGAGGAAGAAGAAGUAUUUCACAGAAUCCAGGCGCUCCUGUCCCUUCACGAUUUGCAGAACAUCAACUCCCCAGUGAUGAGGAGGUUGGCCCGCCUCAAGCUCAGCCUGGCAGAAACGUGCCUGGACCUGCUGCAGCUCGUGUGCAAGGAGGCCCUGGAUCUGCAGAUGGAGCAGGGCUCCUUCGAGAAGCUGCUUGCAGACUUCCUUCAGAACACCACUGACUACACAUCCAUCGGCUUGCAAUGGUUCUUCCUGAAGAGGACCCUGCCUCACUUGGUGCUAACACAGCUGGAGAGUCUGCAGCCACUGUGUGUGGGCUGCACGGACAUCCGUGCCCAGCUCCUGAUCCUGGCUGGGAAGGCUCUCCAUCUGCUGUACGUGCAGACAGAUCCGGUGUACCCUUCCUUCUGCUGGGAGGAGGAACUCUUGGUAGGCACUAAGAAGGAUAGCCUGAGAUCGCUGGAGACAGACACAGAGGACAGGAGUGUAGAGACCUCCUCCUCGGCAGUCUUCAAGGAAGCCCCCAAGGAGCAAAGCCGAAAGGCUGAAGGUCUGAAGAAAAGGAUGGUGCUGGCGAGGGGGUUCCUGGCUCAGACAUCGGAGGUAUUGCUGCAGUGUAUACAGACUUCCCUGAGCAACAACCUUCUGGACAUCGUGGCCUCUGCCAGCAUAGAGAUGGUGGAAUGCAUUGGCAUCCUGGAUCCCAUCACCACCUGCCAGUUCCUAACACUGUCACAGAGCUGUUCAACCUCAGAGAUGAUGCGGAAGGUCCUGCUCACGGCCACGAAAAACACGGGCAGCUCACAGCUGGCGGCCCUGCUGCAGCUCCACCAGCGACUCAGGCAGCAAGACAAGAUGUCCACCAGCCUGUUUGCCAGUGUAGAGCAGAAACUGGCCUCCUCUUUCAGGGCAUGGCAGAGCCUCUGUGUCACAGAGCAGCAUUUCAGCAUCCUGAAUGAGAUCCCACCCGUGUUCCGGAUCCUCUUUCUGCAGCAUUCACAGGACAGGUCUUGUCUGUAUGGUGCUGCCUUUGAGAGACCAAAGACCAUGCCUUCACCCAAGGGGAAACUGAUAACCGUGGGCGGUUAUUGCAAGGUAACUCGGGUGGCUACGAGUCCAACUGCCAUCUCUGACCUGUUGACGAGUAUCCAGUGGUUCCAGAGGCAGACACGGGUCAAGGAGCAAGCCCUGUGCACUCAGAGUCUCAGCAGCAUCCUGGAGCACAUGGAGGACUACCUGAAGCCCAUCACCCCCCAGCUCACCUUCCCAGAAAGCAGAAAUCAGAUGCCAACAGCUGUGGGUGAUGCAGGGAAAAAUAAAGGCAGAGAGAAGGAAAGGAAAAUCUCUCUCCCUUCAGGGCAGCCUGACCCUGAGUACCUGAUCCUGAUUGUGGACAAGUUCCUCCUGGAGCUGCCCCUGGAGGGGCUCUCCAUGCUCAACGAGGUCACCUCCCUGUCACGAGAUUUCUCUCUCCAGAUGCUGUGGAACCGUCUCCAUAAGGAGGAGCGAGAAGGCAGUAUGAAGAAGGAGGUCAAGAGCAAGGACUUAAAGAAGAAGACUCCAGGAAAGAAGGCCCUGAAGAGCAUCAUGACCCGGAUCAUCCCACCGGAAUGCAACCUGAUCGACUCAGACACCAUCAAGUUUGUUGUGGACCCUUACGAGGAGGCCCGGGGCACAGAGUUAAUGAGACCUAUCGAGAUAACCCAGGAAAUCUUGGAAAAGUACCGAGACACUUUUACCGGACGUUGGAUGGGGCACCUGGGAAACCACAACUUUCCAAGCCAGGCUGACUGGGAACAGCUACUGGACAGCUGCAGAGGCUUCUUCUUCUAUGGAAUGGAGACCUUCCUGUCCCACCUGGAAAUAGAAAGACUGGUAGCCAUGAAUCUGCAAGAAUGCCAGAUGAUGAUCCUAUUGGACUUGACAAGGUCCUCUCACAGCCAGAAGCGGACGAUAGAAAGCUCAGAGGGCCAGAGCGCAUCACAGCGGUCCUUGGUGAAGCCCAUCCAGACGGCCAUCCUUCUGAGUCUGGUAGGGGUCGAGAGCAUUGUCGACAACCAGUGGCCCACACUGAUGCAGGACAACAUGCUGAGGGCCACCAUCCUGUGGGACAACCUGUUGGCAAUUGGCAAGCCACUUGGAAAAACAGUUCGUCUCAUUCAUAAACUAUGCAAUGAACCAGGUAGCCAAGACGAGAAACCCCAGGUCUCCAAGAAUGAGCCACUCUCUGAGUUGCAGCCUCACCACCCGGAGUCACUCACCACUGCCCUCAACUGGGUUCUGUAUGGUCUGCCUCACCAAGCCAUCGUGUGAGCUAAACCCUGGAGUCUUUGUGAAGCCACUAUCCCUAGCUCUACCUCUCUGUGACUCCUCCCCACUCAGGGCUCUUUCCCCACUUUCUGGGGCUCACCCCAGCCUUGAUACAGCCUGAUAUCUGUCCUGUCCACAAUACAUAAUCCUGAGAAGACAGCUGUUGCUGGGUAUAGCACCUAGGCUCUUGCUAAUUCUCAUUAGCCUGCCAGUUUGUUUUUGGUUUCAGUAUUUAGUAAACAACAAA
Molecule: messenger RNA, 8215 nt
Organism: Mus musculus (house mouse)
Lineage: Eukaryota; Metazoa; Chordata; Mammalia; Rodentia; Muridae
Gene: Cfap46
Product: cilia and flagella associated protein 46
Exons: 59
Coding region: 46-7971 (2641 amino acids)
Biological process (GO): axoneme assembly; cilium movement involved in cell motility
Source: RefSeq, marked validated